AUGUCAGCCAAGGUUCUCGCCGAUAAGGACGUCAACGCUCCCAUGACUGAGCAGCCAAUGGGCAAGGACGUUAAGAGCAUGGAGUACCAUCGCCAGGUCCUUCAGUCCAAGAUGGCUGAGGAAGAUACCGCCAACACCUACGUAUCGCCUUCAGACAACAUCAUGAGCCCUUGCUCUGCUAAGAUCAACACUCUACGAAACAAGCACGCUAGCAAAGCCAAGCCCAAGACGCUGUUCGCACAAGCGAGUGCUAAGAAACUCCAAGGCGACAACCCCUUUGGCGCAAAGCCAGCACCUGCCAAGGCCUCUUUCCAGUUAUAA
Molecule: messenger RNA, 321 nt
Organism: Fusarium sp. VM40
Lineage: Eukaryota; Fungi; Ascomycota; Sordariomycetes; Hypocreales; Nectriaceae
Source: the annotation of a GenBank genome assembly